AUGAACGCUCCACCACAGCAGGCCGAUACCUCCACCGAUGACUGGGCCGCCAACCCUCUGGCCGGCCAGAGCAUUGCUGAGAACACCAAGUCAAUCCAGUACGUCCGAAGCGUGAGCUCACUAGCUAUUGGCGUUGGUGCCGGAAUCCUCCAUCUCGAGUCGUACUAUGGCUUCCUCUUCUACGCCAUUGCAUCCACAAUUGUCAGCAUUCUCCUCUACACAGUGUCCUCGACAGGCAACCCUGGUCGAUAUUUCGUCUAUCCCGUGAAACAGCUGUUUGUCGACGACAUCUUCGCCGGUCUGUCGUCAUUCCUCCUGAUGUGGACCCUCUUUUAUGAGCUCGUUGAUGCUUAG
Molecule: messenger RNA, 354 nt
Organism: Yarrowia lipolytica CLIB122
Lineage: Eukaryota; Fungi; Ascomycota; Dipodascomycetes; Dipodascales
Biological process (GO): autophagosome assembly; protein folding in endoplasmic reticulum
Cellular component (GO): membrane; endoplasmic reticulum; EMC complex
Source: RefSeq, a predicted model, not a curated record